This is a messenger RNA of Lynx canadensis (Canada lynx), 1025 nucleotides long. It is a transcript of the gene IL11, whose product is annotated as interleukin 11. The record is from RefSeq and is a predicted model, not a curated record. Gene Ontology annotation, cellular component: cytoplasm. Gene Ontology annotation, molecular function: growth factor activity; cytokine activity. The transcript has 6 exons. Gene Ontology annotation, biological process: positive regulation of MAPK cascade; positive regulation of cell population proliferation. The coding region runs from base 1 to 687 and encodes 228 amino acids. Lineage: Eukaryota; Metazoa; Chordata; Mammalia; Carnivora; Felidae.
AUGAAGAUGAGCCUCCGUGGCAGAAAGAGGAGGCUGUGGCGGCCUAAGACGUCUGCUCCCUGUGAACCAGGGGACUCCACGGGAGAUGACACAGGUGUUUGCUGCCUGGUCCUGGUCGCUCUGAGCCUGUGGCCGGAUAGAGCUGCUGCCCCGGGGCCACCGCCGGGCCCCCCACGGGCCUCCCCAGACCCUCGGGCCGAGCUGGACAGCGCCGUCCUCCUGACCCGCUCUCUCCUGGCGGACACUCGACAGCUUGCUGCGCAGCUGAGAGACAAAUUUCCAGCCGACGGAGACCACAACCUGGACUCUCUUCCCACCUUGGCCAUGAGUGCAGGGGCGCUGGGAGCCCUACAGCUCCCAGGUGUGCUGACGCGGCUGCGGGCAGACCUGUUCUCCUACCUGCGGCACGUGCAGUGGCUGCGGCGGGCGGGCGGCCCUUCCUUGCGGACCCUGGAGCCGGAGCUGGGCGCCCUGCAGGCCCGGCUGGACAGACUGCUGCGCCGGCUGCAGCUCCUGAUGUCCCGCCUGGCCUUACCCCAAGCACCCCCAGACCCACCAGCUCCCCCACUGGCCCCCCCAGCCUCCGCCUGGGGGGGCAUCAGGGCAGCCCACGCCAUUCUUGGGGGGUUGCACCUGACCCUUGACUGGGCCGUGCGGGGCUUGCUGCUGCUGAAGACUCGGUUGUGACCAGCUACACAGAACCGCCAACGUCCUUCGAUGCCACAUCUUAUUUAUUUAUUUAUUUGGGGACUAGGGGCAUGGAGGUCAGGAGAUACCCCCCUCUUCUUCUCCCCCUAAUUAGAGACGGUCCCUCCAGGAGACCUGGGCAGAAGAGGGGGGGGCAUCUGUGCCUUAUUUAUACUUAUUUAUUUAAGGGCGUGGGUGGGAGGUGGGUGGGCUUGGGGACCAAAGGGUGAGGGAACUGGAGUCCUGGAUUCUUGAAUCUCUAAGACGUCUGGCCACAGUGUUUCCCUGUUCCCCACGCCUCUGGGCCUAGGCAGGAGCAUAUAUUAUUUAUUAAACAA